This is a messenger RNA of Folsomia candida, 1373 nucleotides long. RefSeq names its product (S)-2-hydroxy-acid oxidase GLO1. Bases 29 to 1279 code for a protein of 416 amino acids. The transcript is spliced from 10 exons. The record is from RefSeq and is a predicted model, not a curated record. Gene Ontology annotation, molecular function: oxidoreductase activity; FMN binding. Lineage: Eukaryota; Metazoa; Arthropoda; Collembola; Entomobryomorpha; Isotomidae.
CUUUGCAAGAAUCAUUCGUUUACCCAAUAUGAAUUGUGCUUAUCGAAACGUGCUCAUCUUCGUAUUAGUUUUCGUACCUGGGAUUAUUAUUGGUGGCAUGUUUGUCGCAAUUUGGCCAUUUUCUGACUAUGGAAAAGUUAAUUACAACAGGCCGCAAGAUUUACCAGAACCUUACACAACCGAGGAGCUUCUCAAUAUCGAGGAUUUUUAUACGGCAGCCAAAUCAAAAUUGGUGAAGAAUUCUGCCGGAGUGUGGGAAUAUUUCGAAGGGAAGGCAGACCUCGGUUGGACACUGGACCAGAAUAAGAGAGCAUACCGUCGUUAUGUAAUUCGACCACGGAUACUUCGCGACGUUUCGAUAAGAAACCUGACCACGUCGAUACUCGGAAAACUUACUAGUUUACCGAUCGGCGUGGCCCCCACUUCGAUGCAGAAAGUGUUUCAUCCAGACGGAGAAAUCGCGGUGGCGACAGGGGCUGGACGAGCAGGAGCCAUCUACAUUCUUAGCACUUUAGCCACCACCAGUAUCGAAGAGGUCGCCGCAUCUGCACCACAGACCCGAUUAUGGUUUCAACUUUACUUUAAAAAUGACACCACAUUUAAUGCCAAUCUACUCACUCGUGCGGAAAACUCAGGCUACGAAGCUGUCGUUCUUACCUUGGACGCACAAAUAAUUGGGAAGCGAGUCGAUCAGUUACGACAUGGAUUUGAACUUCCGGAAAAUGCAAGUUUGGCCAACUUUGAUUCAAACAUGAACCAAAAUUCUACUGACUCGGGGACAAUAUUGAAUCAAACUUUAAAAGUCUUGAGAGAUGAUAUCACCAUGACUUGGGACGUAGUUAAAUGGAUCAGAGACCAUACAGAAAUGAAACUCAUUUUGAAAGGAAUUCUUACCGGUGAGGACGCCAAGCUUGCAGCGGACUAUGGCGUGGAUGCCAUUAUCGUGUCGAACCAUGGUGGUCGUCAGUUGGACUCGGUUAUUCCCACGAUUGAUGCACUGUCCGAAGUUGUGUCUGCCACGGCGUCAAGCGGAAUGGAAAUCUAUCUCGACGGUGGAAUCAGUCUGGGGACCGAUGUUUUUAAAGCGAUCGCACUUGGAGCCAAAAUGGUAUUCGUGGGGCGAGCGGCGUUAGCUGGUCUGAGCGUCGCUGGGGAGGAAGGUGUCACGAAGGUGUUGGAAAUUCUCAAAAGUGAACUCGACUUGACUAUGGCACUUUCAGGAGUUUCGAACGUGGCGAGUAUAAAUUCGGACUAUGUGGAACUUUACGAACCAAUUUAGUCAGAAAUUGUCUUACUUAUAGUACAAGAUAAGUGAUUAAGUCAAAUCUAAAGUAAUUAUUUUAUUAAAUAAAUAUUUUCAUAAAUUAAAAUAA